AACGAGGAAGAUCGGUCAGGUCGCCCCGGCGCUCGCCGCCCUCAGCCCAGCGCACCACCCUGGGCCCGGCCCGCGCCAGGCGCCUCCGCCCGCCCAGAGCCCGCCCCGGGGUAGGGGAGUCCGCGCGGCCCCGGGGGCGGCGCUUGGCUGCCCGGGCAGAGCAGGCGCGACCGGUGGCAGCAGGAGCGCGGCACAGGAGGAGGUUCACUGUCUCAAUGGAAGUGGUACCAGCCUGGGCCCCAGCAGUAGGUUUCACACUCCUGCCACAUGCAGGAGGAUUUUUAGGAAGCAAUAUAACCAAAAGGGAAAUCCCAACAUGGUAUCAAACUCUACAGAAGCCAUCCUGGUGUCCACCUAACUGGGUGUUUGCUCCUGUUUGGGGAACUCUCUAUACAUCUAUGGGAUAUGGCUCCUACCUUGUGUGGAAAGAACUGGGGGGCUUCAAUGAAAAGUCAGUGGUUCCUCUGGGUCUGUAUGCAGGGAACCUGGCAUUAAACUGGGCAUGGACUCCAAUAUUUUUUGGAGCUCACAAAAUGGGAUGGGGGUUGGUGACUCUCCUGCUUACAACUGGUACAGCAACAGCUACCACUGCUUCCUGGUACAACAUCAACAAAAUAGCAGCUUAUUUGAUGGUUCCUUAUUUAGCUUGGCUAAGCUUGGCUUCUGCACUCAAUUACCGGAUCUGGAAGGACAAUCGCAACAAGAAAAAAUCUGAAUAAGCAGUUUUCAGCCAAAACUAUUUUUUUCCCACAAUAAUUUUUUAUAUAAAGUUAUGGCCUUAGUUUAUUUUUAGCUGAACUACUUCUGCCCUAACUUUGGUAUUUACAAGUUGACAAAACAAAUACAAUUUUACUAGGCAAGCUACAAAGGGGUGUAUGCCUGACUGGGUUUUAUAGCAAACUAAAAGAAAGUCUUGAUUGAAAAGUGUUAAGUGCCCUAUUCCAGUAUUGUAUGUUACAUGACAACAGCAUUGUAACCAUUACCAGAAGAAAGCAGGGACUCAAACUUCCUUAUGUUCAGAGGAAGAAAUGUUCCAGCCUUAUGUUCCUGCCAUACGCUAACAGUUUCCAGAAAGGUGUUCCUAUCAGUGACAGGGAUGAUUGUGGCCUGAAUCUUUCAUAUUUACCACUAGGCACAGUGCUUUUGUGCUAUGAUAUGUCCUACUACAGCCACCAGAUAUUUGUCUUCUGGCCAUUGUACUCUGAAAACGUUUAAGACAAGCUCUUUUUAACAAUUUGUGCCUUCCCACUUGGAAGAACUGUACAUGCAUUCAGCUAAAUGCAUUAAACUACAUGUAAACAUAA
Molecule: messenger RNA, 1304 nt
Organism: Motacilla alba alba
Lineage: Eukaryota; Metazoa; Chordata; Aves; Passeriformes; Motacillidae
Gene: TSPO
Product: translocator protein
Exons: 4
Coding region: 216-719 (167 amino acids)
Cellular component (GO): membrane; endoplasmic reticulum
Molecular function (GO): cholesterol binding
Source: RefSeq, a predicted model, not a curated record